AUGGGCGAUAAAUUAGAAAGUCAUUUUCUAAUUAGUCGUCCCUCAAAUAAUGUCAUCACUCACAUCGAUCGUGAAAAUCGGCAUAGAUGUUAUUGGGCAGGCUGUAGUAGGACAUUCAAGAUGAAAGCAAAGUUUGAUUCGCAUUAUCGCCGGCAUACCGGCGAACGACCGUUUGAAUGUGAGUUUGAUGGUUGUAUAAAGAGUUACGUUAACGCAUCUGAAUUAAAUAAACAUAAGAAAACUCAUUACAAAAAUCUUGAUGAUGAUAAUAGUAAAUCUACGGCUUACGAGUGCACUACGUGCAAAGUUAGUUUGGAAAAUAACGAAAAUAUGAAAGAACAUUAUACACAAUUCUUUAAAAGCGAAGACAAACUUAAGGAGCACGUGGCACUCCACCACAAUGGUGAAUCGUUCAAAUGUGACUUUUGUAGGAAAUCAUUUAAUCGUUUAAAGUUUAGAUGUCCAACUUGUGGAAAAAUUUUCAAGUGGAAUUCUCAGUUUAAGCGGCAUAUAGUUAUUCAUGGUAAAAAAAAUCAUGCGUGCCCGAUAAGUGGUUGUUAUGAUAAAUUUCACCUGGAGUAUCAGCUUGAAAAACAUCUUGAUAGGGUACAUCAAAAAAUGUCGUUCACAUGUCAUGAGUGUGGGAGUGUGUACGGUUAUAAAAGCUCACUAAAAACACACAUUGUGAAAAAUCAUUUAUUAAAAAAUUUAAAAGACAAGAAAAAAAAAACAAAAUGA
This is a messenger RNA of Cotesia congregata, 738 nucleotides long. Lineage: Eukaryota; Metazoa; Arthropoda; Insecta; Hymenoptera; Braconidae. The record is from the annotation of a GenBank genome assembly.